AUGUUAAACUUUAGUAUACUACCGCGUCUAUCCAUUUGUUUAACCACCAUUUAUACCUUCAAAAUACUGAAUUCACGGACAUUCAAAAGAUCUCACUUCAUGGCAGCCUAUGGAACUCAAAUCAAUUUAUUUAAUUUAGGAACGAAGCUUCCAGAUGGUAUUCUGAAUAUAAAAUUGCACAAGGAUGAUGGGACAGAAACAUCAUUGAAAUCAAUAUUAGCUGAACUUCCAAGGGAUUGCAAGGGAAUCGUACUGUUCAUAUAUCCCAUGGCCAAUACCCCUGGUUGUACUGAGCAGGCUUGUGAUUUUAGAGACCAUUUUGCUAUUAUUAAAAAUAAAGGAUUUUUGACUUAUGGAAUCUCAGCUGAUACCCCUGAGUCACAGACCAAAUGGAAAAACAAGCACAAUCUCCCAUACAUUUUGCUGUGCGAUCGUAACAAGGAACUUAUAUCCGCAUUGAAUUGCCGCUUACUCAUUUUAUUCACUUCAAGAUCCCAUGUCAUAAUUGAUAGAAGUGGCACUGUUCUGUAUAUUGAAAGGGGAGUUAGUGCUGGAGAGUCUAGGAAAAAUUGUGUUGAAUUUAUUGAUAAACUGUAA
This is a messenger RNA of Babesia microti strain RI, 597 nucleotides long. RefSeq names its product peroxiredoxin Q/BCP. The record is from RefSeq and is a predicted model, not a curated record. NCBI's taxonomy places the organism in Eukaryota, Apicomplexa, Aconoidasida, Piroplasmida, Babesiidae. The transcript has 4 exons. Gene Ontology annotation, molecular function: thioredoxin peroxidase activity. Bases 1 to 597 code for a protein of 198 amino acids. Gene Ontology annotation, biological process: cellular response to oxidative stress; cell redox homeostasis. Gene Ontology annotation, cellular component: cytoplasm.